Messenger RNA from Sipha flava (yellow sugarcane aphid), 3342 nucleotides. RefSeq lists its product as uncharacterized. The record is from RefSeq and is a predicted model, not a curated record. The transcript has 4 exons. Bases 140 to 3325 code for a protein of 1061 amino acids. Lineage: Eukaryota; Metazoa; Arthropoda; Insecta; Hemiptera; Aphididae.
AACCGUGUACAAUUGUCAAAAAUGUAACGACGAUAAAAAAAAAUAAACUUUCAUCGUGCUGUGCGGAACAUUAUUUACGUUAAUUCGUGUCAAGAAUACACUACAAGACGACGGCGACGGGUGAGACGGAACGCGUGAAAUGUCACGUCAUAAAGAGGAAAAUGAAUUACAAUUGGAUUCUUCUACUAUACGUUCAACAAUAAAUUUUUAUGAAAUGGAUAGCACCACCGAUAAUAAUUUUGACCAAGAUGCUCUAAAAGUUGGAGAACAAAGUAUUAGUGCAGAAUGGUCAGCAACUACAUCUGUAUUAAAUUCAUCUGGUGCUACAAUAAAUAAUUCUGAUAUUCAUAUUGGUACUUUAAAAGAAUGCUGUGCUAAUCCUUCAGAUACUCUCAAGUAUAAAGAGGAUUUCAUGGUUUUGGAUUCUACUUCUACUGCUGUAAAUAUAACAAAUUUUAAUGCUGAUGAUACUCAAUUUUUAUCAACACCUAAGGCAGCAUUUCAAAAAAAACAUAAACCCUAUCCUCAUAAUUUUAGUCAUGCAUUUGACAAUAUAAUAGAUAAUGAAAGUCUAAUAGAAAUAACCCAGAGUAGUAUAUGCUUGAACCAUUUUCAAAAACGUCCACAAUUUACACUUCCUAUAGAAGAAGACUUUGUCGAAAUGAAUAAAUCUGAUAAUAGUGGGAUGGACAAUUUAAGCAUGAAAUUUCCAAAAUUUCGUUUUUUAAAAAAAAAUAUGAAUCGGUCAAAUUUAGAUAUGCCAGAUUAUAAUUUAUUUAAUUCAUCUGGCACUUCAAUUAUUAAUGAUAACAAUUUGUCUAAAAUAAAUAAAAAUGUUAUUUCUAAAAAAUCUUCAGAAUUUUCCAUUGUCAAUAAUAGUUCUAAAAUUGUUUUGGAUGCAUCUAUAAAAGAAGAUUUAACCCCCAACAAAACCACCAAUUGUAAGAAUUCAAGUAUAUUAUCUAAUAUUGCUUUAAAUGAUAAAGAAAUAUCAUCAAAUUACUCAUCAAUGUUGCGUGUAAAUAAAUCAUCAUUACAUAGUAUCACUGAUCAACCUUGUUUAAAUCAUACAUUUGAUAUAUCAACUAAUUGUAAUUCAACUAAUAUAGAAUUAUCAUCACAGAGUAUAAUACAAUCAAAUAAUAAAACAUAUAUUGUGGAAAACGAUUUUACCUCAAUUAAGUCACACUAUAAUGUAAAAUCUGAUAUGAAUAAAAAUUUUACACUUUCAGACACUUAUACUGUGGGAAAUAAUUUAAAUGAAACAUUUACACUACCAAAAUCUGCUAAUCAAACAAAUACAUUAAACUAUAAAAAAAAUGCAGCUCAAUCAGCUGUAUUUGAAAAUUUGAUAACAAACAGUCAAGAAACUAAUUUGACUGUAACACAAAACGAAAUGAUGAGUAAUUCUGGUUUGAAAGACCAAAGUAAAUAUCAAAAUAAUGAAAUAAGUAUGCUUGCAGAUUCAGAUGAAUUAUUAUCAGAUAGUAAAUCGAUUAGGCGCUCUAAAUGUUCUAUCAAUACACAUGAAUUCGGUAAAGGGCCAAGUUUAGAAAUAUCAAACGAUUCAAAGGAUAAACUUAAUUUAAAUAAUACUUCAAAGGGUUCUAGUUCUAUGGCUGAAUCAAUAAAUGAAAACAGUAUGGAAGUAACAAAUGUUUCAAUUGAUGAAAAAUUACNUGAACAAAAUAAUUCAUUUGAUCCAGAAGACUCUAAUAAUGAGUCAUUGUCAAAGAAAACAGCUGGUUCAUUAGAGAAUAAUAUUUCAUCAAAAGAUCGUGUCACAAGAUCUAGGUCAAAAAGUUUAUUGACUCCUACUAUUGAUGCCAGUCACCCAUUUGAACCAAACCAAUCAAGUUCUUCUAAACACUCAACAAGUAGUACAUCAAUAAAUAUUUCUAAGCCAGUAAAAUUCGUAAAUUACACGAAAACUGCUGCUCAAUCAACUGUAUUUGAAAACUUGAUAACAAACAGUCAAGAAUCUAAUUUGACUAUAACACAAAACAAAAUGAUGAGUAAUUCUUGUUUGGAAGACCCGAGUAAAAUGCAAAAUGAUCAAAUGAAUAUAUGUGCAGAUUCAGAUGAAUUAUUAUCUGAUAGAAAAUCGAUUAGGCGCUCUAAUCGUUCUUUUAAAAAACAUGGCAUCAUUGAAGGGGCAAGUCUAAGAAAAUCAAAGAAUCUAAAAGAUAAACUUGAUACAAAGGAUUCUUUAAAAGGUUCUAGUUCUAUGGCUGAAUCAAUAAAUGAAAACAGUAUGGAAGUAGCAAAUGUUUCAAUUGAUGAAAAAUUACAUGAACAAAAUAAUUUAUUUGAACCAGAAGAUUCUUAUAAUGAUUUAUUGCCAACUAUAAAAGAUGGUUUAUUAGAGAAUAAUUCAUCAAAUGAUCGUGUCACAAGAUCUAAGUCAAAAAGUUUGUCAACACAUAUUGUUGUCAGUAACUCAUAUGAACCAAAACAAUCGAAUUCUUCUAAACACUCAACAAAUUCAUCAAGUUUAACACAACAUUCAAGAAAUAUUACACAUAAUAAUAAAACAUCAGUAUUAUUGAAUAAUACUAUUGGAUCAUCAAAACUAAAACGCAAAUCUAUUGAGAAUGAUGAACAAACAACUCCAAAUGAAUGUUUAUUAAAAAAAAUUAAAUCAACUACUCAUUUAGCAGGAUCUGUCCAUAAAGAUAUUAUUGCAGAAAAUAUAGUAAGAACAAUUGUGAAAAUGUCAGUUAAUAAACGUAAAUCUGUCCAUCCGGGGGUUUUCCAAUUUGAAACCCCAACAAAAAGACAAAAAACAUUUUCACUUGAUCAAAGUAAUUCAUUUUUAACUAAAUUUUUAGCUGGAAAUAAGAAUAAUGAACCGGAAUCAACAUUACCUGCACUAUCUUAUUCAGAAUCUAUUAUUGAUCAGUCUCAAAUUGAAGAAAAUGUUACAAAAAAAUUUAAGUCUUUAUAUAAUAAAGAAUCAUGGAUAACAAAACGUCUUUAUAGUUUUUUAAUAAAUAAGUUACAACCUAAAUAUAGUAUCUAUGCUGUGAAGCAUGCAGAACAUUUUGUCAAGUACUUAGCAUCAAGAUUAAAAGACAUUCUUUAUGAUAAAUUGGAUUUUGAACUAUGUUCAGAUAUGCUUCGGUAUCACAUGGCGAGAUUUGAAAUUAUCAAUACUACAUUUGAUUAUUUAGAUUUUUUAUCAAAUUACAUACCAGAGCAAUAUUUUAGAAAGUUAGUUCCUGAAUCGUUUGAUCAAAAAUUUGAUUCAAAUAAGUAUUUUUUACCUAUUAUGGAUGAUGAAGAAUUCUUAUUUAAAGUUAUGAAUCAUCUUAAUACCAAUUAGUAAUAUACAAAUCUAAA